AUGUGUUACUCAUUGGUUCUUCAUCAGAAAAAUCUCAGGAGAUUAUUUUCCCCACAAACAACCAAUCUCUCGGACGAUGCGGCGAAAAGAGCAACCACAAGUCAUCAAUAUUUACGAAUUGAGAAAAAUACCAAAAUGAUAACUGUCAGCGUGGUAGUUCUAGCACAGUUCUUCAUAGCAGUUUUCCCAUUGAGUGUGUUAGGAAGAAUGGUAGCGCAUGGCAGGAAGGAGGCUCAAUUUCACGUGAUAUGGUCGAUGCCGUUGUAUUUUCUCGUAUCUUGUUCAUGCAAUCCGAUCGUCUAUGGAAUUGGAGAUAAAACAAUACGUGAAGGAUACAAAAUGGCUUUGAAGAAACUAUGUUGUUGUUAA
Messenger RNA from Paramuricea clavata, 369 nucleotides. The record is from the annotation of a GenBank genome assembly. Lineage: Eukaryota; Metazoa; Cnidaria; Anthozoa; Malacalcyonacea; Plexauridae.